CUCCUCCCUCAAUCUCUUCAAAUCCAACAGUGUCGACCUUGAGGUUUCUCCUGCGUUCCCCGCUCCCUUCAGUUGUCCCUCAAUUGUCCCUCAACCUCCACAUUGUGGUGUUCGGAACACAGGGAACAAGUUUGAGCCACUGAUGCAUGCGCGUCUGACGGAGAAGAGAGCAGUCACAGAGAUAGAGCAAUCCAGGACCCAAACAGCGUUAGCAUACGUUUAAGAUAAGCUACGACAGAACGAGGUGAAAGCAGGGUUUGUUGAGAAGAGGCUUGCACAUUCGCCGUGAGUUAAAGUAGCUCCGCCAACCGCAAGACAGCGAAGUCCUGGUGUCUCUUAGAUCAAUCGGGAUGGUCACUCAACACAGACGAAUGUGUCGGCUGUUGGUGUGCGCAUUGGUGGUAUCAUUGACGCUACUUCGAGUGGAGGGUCAAAGCACGAGCAUGCAAGGAAUGGACAACAUGCUAGCGGCCUACGCAGGAGAUAACCCCUUCCUGCUGGGCUGGCAGCAGAGCUCCUUCACCAACUUCCCCGCGUCGUUCUGGAACGUCGCCGUCGGCCGGCCGUGCCCGGGAAACACCACCGACAUGCCGUACGCUGGCGUCUCCUGCAACGACCAGGGCUACGUGGUUGCCGUGGACUUGAGCCAGCCAUCCUUCCCGUCUGGCGUGCCCAAGCUUCAGGGUGUGCUCGACUGGAACAUCUCGGGCGUGCUCUUCCUCGAGCGCCUCGAUGUCUCCUACAAUCUUCUGGAAGGCCCUGUGCCCCCCCAGCUGGGUCUGGCGCCCAGCCUCAAGUCGCUCAACCUGGAGGGCAAUCGGCUCAACGGCACCUUGGAUGACAUGCUCUGCUACCUCGACAAGCUCGAGUGCCUGCAUCUCGCGGACAACAACUUGACGGGCAGCCUCCCCUGGUGCUUCAAGCGCUUCCCGUGCCCCGACUUUGCUGGCAACCCAACACUGAACACCAGUGGAUGCUUGGAUGUGCCCUACAAGAGCUGCCCCGACAACUACACUGCUGCCGUCGCCCCUCCUCCUGCGUCGUCGGGGCUGGGGGUGGGCGCCGUGAUCGGCAUCGUGUUUGGCGCGCUCGCACUGGUGGCGCUGCUGGUGGCGCUCUUCAUCUUUGUUCGCUUCAAGCAGGAGGAGCGGAGGAAGCGGGAGGAGGCGGAGAGGCUCGCUCAAGACAUUGAGACCCAAAUCUCGACCCGCCAUUUCGGCACGCUGCGGCGGUUCUCAGUGGACGAGCUGUCGAAGGCGACCAACGGGUUUGACGAGGACAACAUGCUGGGCGAGGGCGGGUUCAGCAAGGUGUACAAGGGCAAGCUGGAGGACGGGAAGUUUGUCGCUGUCAAGAGAAUCAAGGAGGAGAAGAAGUCAGGUGGAGAGUUGAUGUUCCUGUCGGAGGUGGAGCUCAUCAGCAGAGCCGUGCAUCGCAACGUGAUGCACUCGGAGGGCUUCUGUGUGGAGAAGGGCGAGUGCAUGCUCGUGCUGCCCUUCUAUGCCAACGGCUCUGUGGCGUCCCGCACUCAAGGCAAGGAGGGCAACCCCAUGGACUGGCUUUCACGCAUGAAGGUGGCGCGGGGGGCGGCGGAGGGCAUUGCGUACAUGCACACGGACUGCAACCCCAAGCUCAUUCAUCGCGACAUCAAGGCGGCCAACGUGCUCCUGGACGAGAACGACGAGGCCGUUAUUGCUGACUUUGGUCUGGCCAAGGAGAUGGACGUGCAUGAGAGCCACGCGUCCACGGCUGUCAAGGGAACCAUUGGACACAUUGCGCCAGAGUACUUUGUGUCGGGGCAGUGCUCGGAGAAGACGGACGUGUAUGCCUUUGGGGUCUUCCUGCUGGAGCUCGUCUCGGGCAAGGACGUGUUUGAGCUUACUCUGCCGCCCGAAGCCGAGGAGCUGUUGCUGCGUGACUGGAUCGCCAACAUGCUGCGUGACGGCAAGAUUCCUGAAUUCGUGGACAACGACCUCACCAGGCUGGGCUACGACGAGGCUGACGUGGCAAAGGUGCUCCAGGUGGCACUACUCUGCAUGAAGCAUGACGCAGUGGACCGCCCGACCAUGGAUGAGGUGGCAAAGAUGCUCUCCGGGAAGGCCCUGGCUGACAAGUGGGAGAAGUGGCAGGAGGAGGCAGCGAAGAUGUCUGGGGAGGAUGUCAUGGCUGUGGUCAACACACCUGCGAUUUGGGAGAAUACCACCACGGGUAUCUCGCUGGAUGCGUUCAACCUCUCCGGACCUCGUUAGGAGGGUUCGACGUGUGUGUGGGCUGGGUGGGUGGGUGCAUUGCAGCUUGUAAUGUUUGGAAAGCUUGCAUCGGGGUUGGGCGGGUGGUAAAGUGGUUGAUUCUGGCCUAAGGUGAUGCUGAGGUAUUGCCUGACACCAAACCAAAGGUUGCUUCAUCUUUCUUGUGAGCAAGGGAGCCGCUUGCAGUGGCUCUAGACAGAAGCCUGUUUCUGUUUGUUGGCUGUGGAUAUCGUACAGUGGGUGUGAAAAACCUAGGAUACCUUGUAUUUAUUGUAUGUCCAGAAUGUUAUGGUAGUAGAACUGCUUUUGCAUUGCUUCUGUAUGGCGCCCUAAGUAAUGACGUGCACAAGGGCUGAU
Closterium sp. NIES-67 is the source of this 2606-nucleotide messenger RNA. The record is from the annotation of a GenBank genome assembly. Lineage: Eukaryota; Viridiplantae; Streptophyta; Zygnematophyceae; Desmidiales; Closteriaceae.